UGCGAACUGGAACUGACAGAUACUAUUUACUAGUUUAUCUAUUACUGAUAGACAUCAUAUGAUAGCCUGUGUUGCAUUCUUUAUAAUCUAAGCACACAAGGCUGGGAUGGAGGACGACAACAUUCACUGCGGACGUGAGACAGAACCUCUCAUAAAAGAUGGCGGCGACCACAACAUUGUCCCUGGCAGCCAGCAGAAAAUGCAAAUCAGACGUCUGUUCCUCGUUAGUCUCAUACUGUUCCUCCAUGGCGGUUCCGGUGCCAUCCACAGUCCGCUCAUGUCCCAGUACUUAUACCUGCGAUAUAGCGAGGAGUAUUUUCCUAACUCGACGUUUCCGGAAAGGAAGACCUCCCACAGUGAAUGUGUUGCCAACAGCACUGCCAUGGAGUCCAACCUCCAGAAGGAGGUCCAGAGAGAAGCUACCAACCUCAAUAUGCAGCUGACUCUUGCCACAAGCAUCCCUGCAAUCUUUACCAACCUGUUUCUGGGAGCCUAUUCGGACUAUUUCGGCCGACGCUUCUUGUUCAUGACAAUGAUGGUGGGCAGGCUGACUAGGGAUCUCACGACAGUUGCCAUCAUCGUCUGGAAUCUUGACCUUCACUAUUUCUUCAUCGGGUACGGCGCUGACGGACUGUGUGGGUCAUCCUUUACCUUCUACCUAGCGGGGUAUGCGUACACAGCAGACAUCACCCCGCCAGCUAAAGUGAGAACGGUGGCACUGGCUGUAGUGGAUGCUGCCAGGGGUAUAGCUGAUAUAUCCCUGCAUAUAGCCACGGGUUACUUGAUAAAGAUGUACGGCUACCUGUAUCCUUCUGUGGGAAUGGCUGCCAUGACACUUCUGGACUUCCUUGUGGUGGUGACCCUGCUUCCGGAAACGGUCAAAAGAAGCGGGACCUGUAUUUCACCCAUCACGGCCAUUAAAAAUGUGUUCGGUUUUUAUUUUAGGAAAACGUCCACUGGUAACCGUGACCUAUUCUGGAUCUGUAUUAUUGUGUUCUUGUUUAAUAUGAUAGACAAGCAUGGUACAGUAAAUAUCGAGAACUUGUAUAUGUUGAGUCCUCCAUUUUGCUGGGAUUCUGUCAGAUUGGGACUCUACGGUGCCCUGAAGGACGGUGUCUACUACUUCAGCAGUGUCGUCAUCAUCAAGGCCCUCCACGUCUGCACCACAGAUGGUGUAGUUGGUAUCAUCGGCUUCAUGUCUGCGGCUGCUUCUAAACUUAUAGAAGGCCUUGCUUUUGUGGACUGGAUGUUGUAUUUAGUUCCGGUUGUGGGGGUAGCAUCAUCAGCCAUCUCCCCAGCCCUCAGGGCUAUCCUGUCUCGGAUGGUUCCAGCCGAGGAGCAGGGUGCAAUAUUCACCAGUAUGUCUGUGGUGGAGGCUGUCUGUGAUGCAGUAGGGUCCACCGCACUCAAUGUCGUGUAUGAAGCAACGUUGAGCGUCAUGCGUGGUGCAGCGUUUCUCAUCAUGGCGGCCUCCAAGAUCGUGGCGAUUGUUUUGUUGACUGUGUUUGUGUUCAAGACUCGGUCGAGAGUGGUGCCCCCCAAGGACAACCUGUGUGUACAAGGGCGGGAUGACCAGGGUAUCUCUGACGAGGAGCAGCAGUAGCUCUCUCCUACAACAUCCAGCCUGAGUAAGGAUAAUAUAAAGGAUGAACAACUUCUUUAUUACAAUUAACAGCGACGUUUCAGCGUAGGUGCUAAACACAGUCAUCAAGCAAGUCCUUGUACAUAUCGCGGGGUCUGUUUUUGUCCCUGACCAGUUUUUGAAGACGGAGUGUCGUUCAACGUAUUUAUUUGCUUGUAACCUGUAACAUGAAAAGUCAACAUCAGAAAGGUGUUGAUUACUGUCGACCAUCUUGCCAGGCUGAAAGGUGACAACUGAAUAUUCACAUUAUACAUUAUAAAUAUAUAUAAGCACUGAUAGACUAGUAUGCAUGCUAGAGAGUAAUAAUGAGAUAUGAAAUAUAUAUAACCACUAUAGGCUAUGCAUACUGGCGCUUUAUGAUGAGAUGAUAAGAUACUGGCGUCAGUCACACUUAUAGCGAAAAGUCAGUGAUCCAUAAAAUAGUGAUUUGGGUAUAAUAUUGUAGUAUGAUAUUAAACAUUUAUACAUAUAGUAUUCUUCCUUUACUCACUGACUUACAUGUUA
Messenger RNA from Haliotis rufescens (red abalone), 2146 nucleotides. Its product is annotated as solute carrier family 46 member 3-like. Gene Ontology annotation, biological process: transmembrane transport. Gene Ontology annotation, molecular function: transmembrane transporter activity. The transcript is spliced from 4 exons. Gene Ontology annotation, cellular component: membrane. The record is from RefSeq and is a predicted model, not a curated record. The coding region runs from base 107 to 1603 and encodes 498 amino acids. NCBI's taxonomy places the organism in Eukaryota, Metazoa, Mollusca, Gastropoda, Lepetellida, Haliotidae.